UUAUAAAUAUCAAAAGCUACUAAUCUCGGGGUGCCUCUCUCUCCCCUGGAUUCGAUCCUCUUUAUAAAAGCUACUAAUCUCGGAGUCUCUCUCUCUCUCAACUGAUUUCUUUGAAGAACUCGCACAUCGAUUUAGUUCCAUCAAAGGUUUGUUAAGAAUGCAAGAUUCCCGGAUGUUGCUACCAGAGGAGGUCAAAAACCCUAAGCCUCGGAAAAAGAAAUCCUUGACUCAAGGACGAGGAACCUCAGUUUUCCAGCCACAGGGAGAGAAUCUCAAAGGGAUCCAAGAGGUGCUGCCUCCAUAUUUCAAGACAACAAAGAAGGUUCUGAAAAGAAACCUCAAGGAUGAAGUUUCUCCAUCAUUUCAACAGCCAGAGAGAUCAACCUCUGAUUCCUUGCCAGAUUCCUCAAGAUCUGGAAAUGAGUACCGUGCACUGAGACGGAAGUAUUUGCUGUUGGAGGAAGAGAGCUUUGUAUUGGAUAGGGAACUGAAAGAGGUUGACAAUGGGAUUAAAACCCUGGAAAAUGAGAAGUCAAUACUUUUGGAUCAUCUGGUUGUGUUAGAAGGUUUAGUUGAUCCGUCGGAGUUUCAGCCCCGAGGACCUCCGCCAUUGUAACCUCUAUUACUUAACAUCAAUACUCGUUGUAACUAUUGGAUAACUGUAGCCAUUCCUAAUAUUAUUUAGAUCAAAGGUUUGCUGAUUGACCUUCA
Nelumbo nucifera (sacred lotus) is the source of this 711-nucleotide messenger RNA. NCBI's taxonomy places the organism in Eukaryota, Viridiplantae, Streptophyta, Magnoliopsida, Proteales, Nelumbonaceae. The record is from RefSeq and is a predicted model, not a curated record.